Messenger RNA from Blastocystis hominis, 1521 nucleotides. RefSeq lists its product as hypothetical. The record is from RefSeq and is a predicted model, not a curated record. Gene Ontology annotation, molecular function: proton-transporting ATPase activity, rotational mechanism. Gene Ontology annotation, cellular component: vacuolar proton-transporting V-type ATPase, V1 domain. Gene Ontology annotation, biological process: proton transmembrane transport. NCBI's taxonomy places the organism in Eukaryota, Bigyra, Opalinata, Blastocystidae. Bases 1 to 1521 code for a protein of 506 amino acids. The transcript has 5 exons.
AUGAGUCAAAGCAGCAAAGCAAAGAAAACCUUCGAUUUGGAGGAAUUGCUAGGUCUUAACGUUCGUUCGGAUCGAAUUGUACUCGGUUCUGUUGAAGAUGAUAAAUCAAGAGAAGUAGAAGAUACCACUUCCUUCAACUGGUCGAAAUUCUCAUUGCACGGAGAGACCGAAACAUCAUUGCUUUCGGAGGAUCAGGUGAAGGCGAUCGAGAAAUUGAGUUCCACUGAAGCGACAACCGAUGCGAAGAGCAUUGUUGUUGCAGUGGAUGCUCUGAUCCUCAUCCUAAAGGGAGAGACAAAUAAGAACACGAUUCGUCAGACCUUGUUGCUUCUUGAAAAGAUCUUCAACUAUGACAACAAGUACAGCGCUAGUAUCCUUUCCGUGUCAAAUCUGUCGGCCCUGUGCACAAUUCUGAACGAGAAAAUGCACGAGCUGGGCAGUAUGCAGACGCCCGUGUCUUCCGUUCCAAGCGACCGAACCGAAUCCACUCGUCGCUUGAUUGUCCUUCUCUCCGGCUUCCUCUGCUCUGUCUCUCUCUCUGAGGAGCCUGUGGAGCCUGUGGAGUCCGCGGAAUCUGCGGAGGCUUCGAAUCCCCAAGCCACGCUGCGGUCGACGUUCCUUUCGUUCGUUCUGUCCUCCUUCUCGGCGGUUUCCCAGAAAUCCAUGGACGAAAUGGACAGUCUGCUUGUGAUUUCCGGCCUCGCCGUAGGCAGUGCGUCGCCCGAACCGAGUGGUCGCGGUGCAGUCGAAUCUGCUGUCGAUGUAAGUCCGGACGAUCGCUUGAAUGGCAGUUUGAGCACUCUGUUCGAUCUCUGUGUCACCAACGCCGUGCAGUUCGUCUACGAGCUGCUGCUGUGCAUCUGGAUGAUCUCCUUCCUGCCCGACACGCUCCCGCUCUUCGGCAAGAAGCAUCUGAACGUGGUGGAGCGUCUCGCGGAGAGUCUGAACACGUACAACAGCGAGAAGAUCAUCCGCGUGAUCGUGAGCAUCGUGCAGAAUCUCAUCAAGCUCCCUGAACUCGUCGAGGAUCUCAUCGCCUGCGGUGCGAUCCGAAAGCUGAACCUGCUCAACCAGCGCAUGUUCAAGGACCACGAUAUCAGCGAGACCUUGAAGGUCGUGCUGGACGUGCUGAACGCGAACUACGACAUGCUGACCUCCUUCGAUCUCUACGUGAAGGAGCUGGAGACCGGGCUUCUGCACGCCGGUCCGCGCCACACCGACGAUUUCUGGAAGGAGAACGUGCGCGCGUUCGAGCUGGAGGACUUCAAACUGAUCAAAAAGCUGAUUGAGUGUCUGGGGAGCAAGGACGUGGACACGGUGUGCAUCGCCUGUCACGAUCUGAGCGCCUUCGCGUGCUAUUAUCCCAAUGGACGAAAGAUCGUCGCGCAGUUCCAUGGGAAGGAGAAGGUGAUGGCGCUUCUGGCGAGCGAGAACAGCAAGAUAAUGGAGGCCUCGCUGUCGGCCUGCUCGCGCCUGAUGAUUAACAAGUGGGAGGAUCUGGAGAAGAGUGGAGCCAGGUAG